Molecule: messenger RNA, 862 nt
Organism: Daphnia pulicaria
Lineage: Eukaryota; Metazoa; Arthropoda; Branchiopoda; Diplostraca; Daphniidae
Exons: 3
Coding region: 102-701 (199 amino acids)
Source: RefSeq, a predicted model, not a curated record
GAACCUUCUCCCAAACAGACUGUUGACAACCUUUAAGUGUGGCGAACGUAUUGUAAGCUAAAAAUUUGAGCGCCGGUGACGACCAUUCCAGAAAUCAGAAAAUGACGGUCAUCACCUUCAAGUUUUCUUUGUUGCUGCUGGUCCUCUGUGCGACAACCAACGGCCAAAAAAUUACGGUGAUGUGGCCGACGGUCGUCACUUCAACACUGACGGUUACGACAAUUACAAGUACCGUUUGCCUUUCGCUUGAUUUUCCGGCUGGACCAAUUCCUGAAUGUCGGCGGCGACGUCGACAGCUCUGGGUCGAGAGACCCAUCUUGGCACCAAUUGAAGAGCAAUCAGCAUGGCCAUUGCUCAUCCAACCCACCAACGCUUUACGGGUUGAACCGACUGCAGUGCCGGUGUUGAGGAGCGCUCAAUUCAAUUCCGGAUUGAACGGGGGAGCUCAUCUCCAGCCUUCCUUCCUGGGGGCUGCGAGCGACUACCAACAGAGGAUGCACAAGUACUUGGACUUUGCUUCGAUGCCCAACAUCUUUUAUCGAAAUAGGCCGACUGAAAACCGAAGAAGGACGAGUAAAAAAACAACUGUCGUGUACACAAGGUCAAAAACCGUCACGGAAAACGAGAUGACCACAAAGACCAAUACAAUUGGCAUUUCCGGCUGCACACCCUCUCCGCUGCCUUUCGAUAUAUGUGUCUGAAACUAAAAAUUGAAUUAUCAGGACGUUAACUUCAACCGACACGAUAUAAACUUUGCUAAGUGCCAAAAGAAAAUUGAUAACCUCAUAUUCUGUUUAGAUAUUUAAGCUAUUUCGCUCUGUCUUUGUUCGCUUUUGGCUCGCCAGAAUACAUGAAUUCCUAG